This is a messenger RNA of Alternaria atra, 813 nucleotides long. RefSeq lists its product as uncharacterized. The record is from RefSeq and is a predicted model, not a curated record. The transcript has a single exon. NCBI's taxonomy places the organism in Eukaryota, Fungi, Ascomycota, Dothideomycetes, Pleosporales, Pleosporaceae. The coding region runs from base 1 to 813 and encodes 270 amino acids.
AUGCCUGAUGAUCUUCUAUCUCUACCACGCGAGCUCCGCGACAUGAUUAUCGAACUUGUCCUCGAUGCGCACGCCGAACCACCAAAGCGCCCUAGGAUAUAUAACACACGUCGCAAUGAUUCUGGGACCCGGACCGCAUUGCGAGUAUUUGACAGGCCGCCUACCUUGCCGGCUUUCAAGCAAUACAACGCGUACGGAUUACUACUCACAAACCAACAAUUGCACGAUGAGACCAACGACCGUCUUCAUCAGCUUCCGCCGCUGUACUCUCUUGAUCUUAUGAUGAUGGGUAACAAUGCCAGAGAGCUACGGCCUACGUGGAUUUGCUGUCCGGUUCGAAGCACUGGGCCGAUCGAGUCGGUUUCCAUCAACGUACGCGAUGCCUGGGAUACGCCGGAACUUUAUCUGGAACGGCUGCGCGACACACUCCUCGAUCUAGACUGCUUUUCCGCUCUUCUGGUUUACAUUGUAAGAAUUUGUUGUCCUGGCGAAUGGGUAAAGACAGUGAAGUUGAAUCUCGAAAUACCUUCAGAAGGAUAUCGAAAUCUAUCCAUAGAUGACUUCCAGAUGGGAUAUUUUGGAGGGCCGGCCUACAGGUUGAGUGAGCUACCUCCUAGAACGCUAAGGAAAUUCCGGAACAACCAAAAUGAAGUCCUGAGAAUAUUAGCCUACCAAUACACCUUUGCAUCACUUUCAGUGCCGGAAGACCUGCUAGACGCAGGUUAUACGGUGUGGUGGGACUGGGAAGAAGAACUUGACAAUCUGAUCAUCACUGUCGACGGAUACCAAAAAGCUGAGCUGGCUAGAUGGUGA